Argentina anserina (silverweed cinquefoil) is the source of this 1245-nucleotide messenger RNA. RefSeq names its product PWWP domain-containing protein 2-like. NCBI's taxonomy places the organism in Eukaryota, Viridiplantae, Streptophyta, Magnoliopsida, Rosales, Rosaceae. The record is from RefSeq and is a predicted model, not a curated record. Bases 1 to 1245 code for a protein of 414 amino acids. The transcript has a single exon.
AUGGAUGGGAAUGUUUCGAGUGGUGUGAAUGGGAAGUCUUGUGACUUGAAGAUGGAGUUUGGAGUUUCUGAUCUAGUUUGGGGUAAAGUGAGGACUCAUCCCUGGUGGCCGGGCCAAAUUUGUGAUCCUUCGGAUGCUUCGGAGCUGGCAAAGAAGUGUUGUAAGAAGGGUAGUUAUCUGAUAGCUUACUUUGGGGACCAGACAUUUGCUUGGAAUGAAGCACCAAAGAUUAAACCCUUUUUGGAGCACUGCUCAAAGAUGGAGAGGCAGAGUGAUAAGGAAGAGUUCCAGAAUGCAGUUGCUUGUGCUUUGGCGGAAGUGUCGAGAAGGGUAGAGUUUGGCCUUGCCUGUUCUUGCAUAUCCAAGGGGGAAUAUGCAAAGCUCAAAACUCAGAAGAUUGUAAAUGCUGGAAUCAGGAAAGAAGCAUGUACAAGAGAUGGCGGUGACAGUUCUCUUGGCGCCUCUUUUUUCGAACCUGCGAAAGUCAUCAAGUUUAUGAAGAGUGUGGCUCAGUUGCCAUAUGGCAAAGCUGACAGACUAGAAUUUGUAACAUCUCACGCUCAGUUAUCAGCUUUCAGGCGCUGGAAGAGUCAUGUCCCUUUGCCAGAGGAGAAUGUUUCUGAUAUAUCGUUUAUGGGAGAGAAGAGCCGCUGCAAUGAAGCAAGUGAUAAAAAACUCUCUGUAAUUGAGGAUGAGAAGUUGGUGCCAAAAUCAGAGAGUAAAGAUAACUCCUUUGAUGAGUUCAAGGACAUAUCAGACUCAAAAACUCAGAAAUGUUUGUUUCCAAUGAGUGAUAGUGAAUCAGAAGGGAAAGCUGGCAGUGAAUUGAUUUUGCAAUCUUGCAAGAAAAGGAAGGAGCUUGAUUUUAUAGCUGAUGAAGAUGUACUCCCAUUAAUCAAGGAUGGCAAGUUGGUGGGGAUUUUAGAAACUAAAGACAAUUCGCUGCAUAAAUGUUGGCUCAUACCUGGAGAUGGUAAGAAUUCGAGUGAAAAUGAACAAAACUUGUCAGAUUUGGAGGGUACAAUUUGUGUGUCCGACUUAAUGAGUGAGAAAGGUUCAAAAGGGAAGGGAGAUGGUAAAUUGAUCUCACAACCUUCUGCUAAGAAACGAAAGGAAGUUGAUGUGAUGGCUAAUGAUGGUGCUUUGGAACAUAGGAAAAGUGACUCAUCACAGGAAAUUGGUAGCAAUGUGAACAAUAUGUCCAUCGGAUUUGAAGAGUUUUUUAACAUGUUUCUGCAGCGGUAA